AUGUAUUCUCAGAAAAAUGCUUCAUCUAAUUAUACAACCUAUUGUCUAUUUGAUAUUGCAUUAUUUCUUCGAUAUGCAGGAACCUUGACAGUUAUACUUGGUUUUAUUGGUAAUUUUUUAUCAAUUGUUGUAUUUAGUCGAAAAGCACUUCGUUCUCGUUCAUGUUCAAUAUAUUUUUUGGCAUUGAAUGUAAGUGACAUAUGGGUAUUAAUUGGUUAUACAUUAGAAAAUUUACUUUAUCAUGGCUAUGGAAUACAACUUUUAUCAAGUGCAUUUAUGUGUAAAUCGGUUAUUUUUCUUAUUUAUGCCUCAACAGAUAUAUCAAAUUAUCUUCUUACAUUAGCUGCUAUUGAUCGUUGUAUAUUAAUAUCACAUAGAACAGCACAUUAUCGUUUUUGUCGAGCAUCAACAGCAAAAUUACUUAUAGUUGUUGUUGUUACCUUAUUUAGUUUGAUUAAUAGUCAUUUUCUUUUUGGAUUUCAUAUUGAUCAGAAUGGUUCAUGUUUGCCAGCACCUAAGCAAUAUAUAGACUUCUAUGUUCAUCAUUAUGAUUCAUAUAUUGAUAUAAUGAAAACAGUGUUAAUUCCAUUUAUAAUCAUAUUUAUUUGUAAUAUAUUUAUUAUAUCAUUAUUAACACGAAAACACAAUUUAUUACGAAGAACUUCUACGCAGCGACGACGUCUUCGUCAAGAAAAAGAUCGACAAUUAACUGGUUUUCUUUUAUUAACAUCAAUAUUAUUUAUUGUUUUAUCAUUACCAUCAGAAAUAAAUGAUUUUUUACGUACAUAUUUUAGUCGUCAAUUUCAAAUUGAUUAUGCAUGUCAAUUAUGGACAAGUACAACAAUAUUUAUUCUUUUACAUCAAAUACAUCAUGCAUCACAUUUUUAUGUUUAUACAUUAACUGGACCAAUGUUUCGAAAAGAAUUUCAAAAAUUUAUUUGUCAUUAUAAAAAUACUAAUCAUAAAGAAAAUUUAAAUGAUUUUCCUAGAAGAGCAACUAUAAUGAGUCCUCAAACAAAUCAUGAAGAUACUGAUGAUCAACGAUUAGGUGUAUUUCUUCGACAAACUCGUUCAUUUUCACGUCUAAGUUUUAAAACAGAUGUUUAA
This is a messenger RNA of Rotaria sp. Silwood1, 1107 nucleotides long. The record is from the annotation of a GenBank genome assembly. Lineage: Eukaryota; Metazoa; Rotifera; Eurotatoria; Philodinida; Philodinidae.